AUGGGGCCAAGGAACAGGGAGGAUAUAUGGAUUGGACCAGUAGCGUAUGAAAUAGCGUUACCGCCGCUGUUGGCAAACCUGCAUAAUGUUUUUCACGUGUCACAACUGAGGAAAUACAUUCCAGAUCCUACACAUGUGCUAGAUGUUGAUGAUAUACAAGUUCGUGAAGAUCUUACAAUCGAAGCUGGGCCAGUCAAGGUGUUGAAGGUGCAAACGAAGAAUCUAAGCGGAAAGGAAAUUCGCACGGUGAAGGUGUUCUGGAAUGAGAAAACCCAAGAGAUGACUUGGGAGCUUGAAGAAUUUAUGAGAAAAGAAUACCCCCAAUUGUUUGCAUAG
This is a messenger RNA of Vigna radiata var. radiata (mung bean), 336 nucleotides long. RefSeq lists its product as uncharacterized. The transcript has 2 exons. NCBI's taxonomy places the organism in Eukaryota, Viridiplantae, Streptophyta, Magnoliopsida, Fabales, Fabaceae. The record is from RefSeq and is a predicted model, not a curated record. Bases 1 to 336 code for a protein of 111 amino acids.